AUGUUCAGACUAAUACCGAGACAAAGGAUAAUACCCAGCUUAUUCAAACCCAGUUUAAGAUUUAACACAACAAUUCCAGACUCAUCAGUUCCAAAACCUCAACAACCAACACAACAGAAAGACACUAAAAUAAAUAUAGAUGAAUUAUUAAAAAGUUCAAUACCAGAAUUAUCAUUUCAAGAUUCAAUAUCUGAAAGAUUUGGAUUUGAUACAAAUAGACAACAAACUCCUAGAGAAGUAGCAAAGGGAAUAAAAGAAUUUGGUACAAAUGCUGGUAGAUCAAUAGAUGUAAAUUAUAAUAAUUUAUCAAGAACUUUUAUUCAAAUUAAAAGAUUAAAUAAUGAGAAUAAAAUUAAAUAUUUACAAAAAAUUCAAUCAAGAUAUAUAAGACCUGCUAAAUAUAGAAAACAAUUGAAAAGAGAAUGGUGGAGAAGAAAAUUCUCAUCUGGAUUUAAAGAUUUAUUAGCUCAAGUCAAUGAUGCAAGAAGAAGAGGUUAUUAA
Messenger RNA from Lodderomyces pseudojiufengensis, 501 nucleotides. RefSeq names its product mitochondrial 37S ribosomal protein bS21m. The record is from RefSeq and is a predicted model, not a curated record. Gene Ontology annotation, molecular function: structural constituent of ribosome. Bases 1 to 501 code for a protein of 166 amino acids. Lineage: Eukaryota; Fungi; Ascomycota; Pichiomycetes; Serinales; Debaryomycetaceae. Gene Ontology annotation, biological process: translation; mitochondrial translational initiation. Gene Ontology annotation, cellular component: mitochondrial small ribosomal subunit; ribosome. The transcript has a single exon.